AGCCCUUGGGGUUUGCACACUACUUACCUAUUUGUGGAGGUGGAUUUUCUUUUCCCUCAACAAAACCUUUUGUUUGCAGAGCUUGGACAAACAGGGUUGUGUACUGAAGAAAUUUCCCAAGUCUCUGCCCAUGAUUUUGACUGAGGCCAAACUACUUGGGUGCACACUUUGUUGGCUCCAAGAUUAUACUAUGGAUUCAGUUUUCCCCAGGUGAAAUUAUUGCCUUAUAGCAGGCCCACCAAAAGGUAGGAUUAGUGUGUGGGUCACCUGAAAAAUCAUGUGAACCCCUUGAUCUGCAAGUCUCUGUGUUUGGGGCAACUUAGUAAAUAAAGGGUGGAGCUUCCUGGGAAUUCUGGUGUUUAGCAUUGAUCUUCUGCCAAUGAUUUACUUCCCUUGGCACUGUUGAAUUGAAGAUUAGGUGGUCACUUAUCAGAAAGUGCAGUAGGAAAAAACUUGUCAUUGCUGCUAAGACCACAGGUAUUGGCCAACUACAAGUUUCUGGCUAGAAGGGAGCAGGCCAGGAGAGAGGGGUGGACAUGCUGACGAAGCUCCAGUUCUCCCUGUCGGUCACCCUGCUGUUUGCCUGUGGCUUCCUCUACCAGUUCACCCUGAAACCCAGCUGCCUCAUCUGCUACCUACCUUCCUACAAGUCCCAGCAGGGGCUGGAAGCCCUCCUGGGCCGUGGGCGCAGCAUCGUGUUCCUAGAGACCUCGGAGAGAAUGGAGCCUACCCCGCUGGUCUGCUGUGCUGUGGAGUCAGCUGCAAAGGUUUACCCUGAGCAGCCUGUGCUGUUACUUAUGAAAGGGCUCAAUAAUUCCAUGCAGCUGCCCCCAAACUCCACUUCCCCAGCCCUUUCCCUCCUCUCAGCAAUUGACAAUGUUUUCCUCUUCCCUUUGGAUAUGAAAAGCCUGUUUGAAGACACACCGUUGUUUUCGUGGUACACUCGAAUCAACAGCAGUACCGAGAGAUUCUGGCUCCAUAUCAGCUCAGAUGCAUCCCGCUUGGCCUUCAUCUGGAAGUACGGCGGUGUCUACAUGGACACAGAUGUCAUCUCCAUCAGACCCAUCCCUGAGGACAACUUUCUGGCUGCACAGAAAUCUCAGUUCUCAAGUAAUGGGGUGUUUGGAUUCCUCCCUCACCACCCUUUCCUGUGGGAGUGCAUGGAAAACUUUGUGGAAAAUUACAAUCCACAUAUUUGGGGCCACCAGGGUCCCGAAUUGAUGACGAGGCUUUUGAGAGUAUGGUGCAAACUCAGAGACUUCCAGGAGGUGAGUGACCUCAAGUGUUUAAACUUCUCCUUCCUACACCCUCAAAGAUUUUACCCUAUCUCUUUUCGAGCCUGGCGACGCUACUAUGAAGUCUGGGAUACAGAACCGAGCUUCAAUGAUUCCUAUGCCCUGCAUCUGUGGAACCACAUGAACCAGGAAGGGAAGGCUGUGGUCAGAGGAAGCAAUACACUGGUGGAAAAUCUCUACCGUAAGCACUGUCCCAAGACUUAUAAGGACCUGCUUCAAGGUCCAGAGGGGUCAGUGACUAGGGAGCAGAGUCCAGGUAACAAAUAAGCCAAUGCUGGGUUGUUGGUGCAACACUGUGGAUUUAGCCACUUCCUGGAGUGCCAGGCUUUCACCUGAUCUCAACUUCCCUGGAGUGCAGAGGCUCACCCACAUAUCACUUACAGUCACAAUUUUCCAUGUUGUUUCACCAAAAAACCAUCAAAACUAAAAAAUGAGUUCAAUAAGGUGACAAAAUCAAUACACAAAAAUCAGCUACAUUUCUAACCACUAAUAACAAACCAUCAGAAAGAAAAAGAAAACAAUUCUAUUUACAUUUGCAUCAAAAAGAACAAAAUACCUAGGAAUAAAUUUAACCAAGGAUGUGAAAGGCCUGCACAUUGAAAACUUUAGGACACUGAUGAAGAAACUGAAGAAGAUAUAAUGAAACAGAAAGAUAUCAUAUGCUCAUGAAGGAUGAAUAUUGUUAAAAUGUCCAUUCUACCCAAAGCAAUGUGCACACUGAAAGCAAUUUAUACCAAAAUUCCAAUGGCAUUUUUUUUUCAGAAAUAGAGCAAAGAAUCCUGAUAUUUAUGUGGAACAACAAAGGACCAGGAAUAGCCAAAGCAAUCCUCAAAAAGGAGAAGAGGUUGGAGGUAUCUUGCUCCCUGACUUCAAAAGUAUUUUGAAGCGGCGGUAACCAGAACGAUUGUGAGGUCAAAGACAGACCCACAGGCCAGAGGACCGGAAGAGAGAGCCCAGAAAUAACCCUACAUGGAUGUGGUCAGCUUAUUUAUAGCCAAAGGGUCAAGAACAUACAGCCGGGCAAGUGCAAUCCCCUCAGUAAACAAUGCAAGGAAAACUGGACUCCACACUAAAGAAUGACACUGGACACAGUAUACAUUGCACAUACCACGGGCUAGAAACCUACACUUUUCCAUAUCAAGGCCUUCCUUUCCUGGGUCCUCUGAAGACGGACUCCCCCCAACCGCCACCAACCCUCAACUCCCGGCAAUCAUUUGCACACAAGAAGUUUCUCCCCGCCUUUCCUCACUUCCCUUUUCCCUCACCGUUUUCUCUCCAUGGGACCUCCCGGGGCGUGUCCUGAGAAAUCUGUUCCCAUCUGCAUGGACACAGUGUCAUGCUGUCCUCAAGCUGAAACCUCAGCAGGUCCUCAGAAGACGGAGCACUGACAGCGCUGACCUGCGGCGUGAGGAAGCGGAACCCGCACGGGUGCUGAAGGAGGCUGAGCUCCUGCCGCAGAACGAGAGGAAACCUCUCACACGCUCCCUGCAGGCGGUGGCGGAACCGCAGGCCCCACUUGUCAGCUGGGAUGGGUGGACUGUAUCUACAAUAGAAAUCCCAAAGACCAUUGGUAUAUAAAAUAUAGAAGUUUCUCUCUCAUGUAAAAGUAGUCUGAAGGUAGGCAGAUCAGGGUGGGUAUGAUCACUGCAGUCAUCAGGGACCCUGGCUUCUUGCAUCUUUCUGCUUACUGUCUCUAGCGUCCACAGCCCAUGGUUCAUACUACAGCUUGGUCUCCAGCCCAUUUCUGCAUGUCAGGCACCAGGAUGAAGGAAAGAGGAAAGGUGCACUUACCUUACUUUAUAAACUCUUCCUGCAACUUACCAUAUAACAUUUAACUUUACAUCUCAGUGACCAGUAUGUAGCUGCAAGAGAGGCUGGGACAUUUAAGGAGGAAGGAAAGAUGGGUGUUAUGAUAGGCGGCUGACAGUUUUACUACAUGUUAAAUUUACUUCUGUAAGGUUAAUUACAGAGUCUGAUAGAGCAUUAAAUUUACUUCUGUAAAAUUAAUUACAGAAUCUGACAGAGCAGGGGUCCCCCGCCUCUGGGCUGUGGAUGGUUAUCUCCUGUCAAAUCAUUGGUGGAAUUAGAUUGAAGUACACUUGAAUCUUCUGAAACCAUCCCCCUCCCCCCAGCCCCUGGUUUGUGGAAGAAUUGUCUUCCAUGAAAUCUGUCCCUGGUGACAUAUAGGUUGAGGACAGCUGUGUUAGAGAAUUGGCUGGGGGAAAAAAAAUCUUGAUUUCUACCCUUUAAUUUGAUACUCAUUAAAGCAUUCAGUCAGUAAUAUUAAUUCUGUCUCUCUGUGUGCCGAGCACUGAUUUAGAUGCUGAAGAUUCAGCUGGAUCAAGCAGACAAGGUCCUAAGUCAGCUUGGACUGCAAUAACAAAGUGCUAUAGACUGAGUGGUUAAACAACAAAAAUGUAUUUGUCACAGUUCUGGAGGCUGGGAAGCCCAAGAUCAGGGUGCCAGCAUGGCUGAGCUCUAGUGAAGAUCCUCUUCCAAGUGGCAGAUAGCACAUUUCUAGUUGAAUCCUCACAUGGUGGAAAGAGGCAAGAGAGAUCUCUGGGGUCCCUUUUAUAAGGGAACUAAUCCCAUCCAUGAGUGUCCUGCCCUCAUGACCCAAUUACCUCCCAAAGGUCCCACUUCCUAAUAUGAUCACUUUGAGGUAGUAUGAUUUCAACAUAUGAAUUUUGGGGGGAUCAACAUUUAGUCCAUUGGAGGUCCCCAGUACUUAUCUAAUGACUGGCCAUAUCCCCCCUGGGAUAGUCUCCUCUGCUCCUUAGGGUGCCUGCUAUUCCCUUUUCUACCCUAAUUGUCUUAAAAAAGCAAAUUACUCACUCAAAUUUUAAGAACAGCUGCCCCUUCUACAGUCACAUAAAAAUUUACUUCCUCUUCCUAGGAGGUAUGAGAAUUAAUAUUUCUUCCACAAAUACUCAUCAAUCAAGGUUUUCUAGAAAAUUUUUUUGAUAGUUUGUUUUAAAGGAAAGCAUAAAUUUAUGUUUUUCUCCAGAUAUAAAGUAAUAAUGCUUUUCAAACUACAUCCACCCAUCCCCUUUCAUUCUGAUAUUUCCUGCUUUGAGAAUCACUGCUCUGACUGUCUUACUAAAAAAUAAUCGCAAGUCAUGUCUCCUGCCCUAGCUUUGUUUAUUCCCAGCUAAUUGCUCCGGAUUCUUAGGUCUAGUCUGACGCUAGAGUGAGAUUUUGAGACCUGCUGCUACUCACUCUGGUGGCCCUCUGAUCAGUGUCCCCAGAGUCCCUGCUGGGUUUCAGCUCAUCUGCCUGUCUCCACAGGCAUGUCUUCUAGCACUAGCUCUUUGAGGGUGGAGCAAGGUCACACACUGGGCCUAAUUUCCACAUCUGGAGAAUGCAUGGCAAAUGUAUGACUAACGUUCCCAAUCACUAGGGUUUUGAAAAGUUUGAUUAGAAAUGUUUUCAAUAUUUCAAAAAUAUAUGAACUGUUUUAUAUGAUGGGAUCAAAUAGGUCAAGCUGAAUGUCACAUUUCUCUAUGCUGGGCUGUGAUGGUAUGUAUGAAUUCACUGUAGCAAUAUUGAUAAUUUGACGGUUAUAGAGAGUUUUACCUGGCAGCAAGAUGUUUUUGAUUGACAAGACGUCAGGCAGAAAUUAAUAAUGUAUUACUUAAUAAAUGCAGUUUGUUUAGUAGAAAAGAAUAUUUCAAAACUUGGUGGUGAUGGGAAAAAUGCAUAGACUAAAAGGUAUGUGAUUAAAAAAUGAGUACUAGAGAUGUAACGUACAACAUGAUGAUUACAGCUGACACUGCUGUGUGAAA
Messenger RNA from Capra hircus (goat), 5080 nucleotides. RefSeq names its product alpha-1,4-N-acetylglucosaminyltransferase (gene A4GNT). NCBI's taxonomy places the organism in Eukaryota, Metazoa, Chordata, Mammalia, Artiodactyla, Bovidae. The record is from RefSeq and is a predicted model, not a curated record. Bases 537 to 1562 code for a protein of 341 amino acids. The transcript has 3 exons. Gene Ontology annotation, molecular function: acetylglucosaminyltransferase activity. Gene Ontology annotation, biological process: protein O-linked glycosylation.